Messenger RNA from Phoenix dactylifera (date palm), 749 nucleotides. The record is from RefSeq and is a predicted model, not a curated record. NCBI's taxonomy places the organism in Eukaryota, Viridiplantae, Streptophyta, Magnoliopsida, Arecales, Arecaceae.
GUUCCUCCAGGAGUUGAGAGUAAAACUGGUGUUCCAUUAAACAAGGAAAACAUUUACAUAUCAGAGACAAGUCCACCUACUGUGGUGGAAUCAUAUCAAGAGCAAUACCGCAGAGACUUCACGACAUUUCUCAAGUCUCGUUUUCAAGAACUUGGUUUCGGAGGACGAAUGGUCCUAUCGUUUUUAGGAAGGACUAACAAAUAUGCACCAAGUGGAGAACUGAGCCAGCUUUGGGGACUACUGGCUGAGGCACUCAAUGCUAUGGUCCUAGAGGGUAUCUUGCAAAAGAAAAAGGUGGAUGCCUUCAAUUUGCCUUUUUACACACCUUCUAUGGAGGAGGUGAGGGCAGUGAUACAAAGUGUAGGAUUUUUUGAUCUCGAUCGAGUAGAAAUAUUCAAGUCGAACUGGGAUCCAUUUGAUGACUCUAGUGAUGAUCGCAUAUACGACAAUAUUAUAAGCGGAGAAAAUGUGGCAAAGUCUAUAAGAGCACUAAUAGAACCCAUGAUUGCACGUAGCUUUGGGGAGCAGAUACUUGAUGAUUUAUUCUCAAGAUAUGCAAAGAAUGUUGCAAGGCACCUCUUGGAGGAGAAGACCAAGCUUCCUAUUUUUGUCAUUGCUUUGAAGACAAAAGUGUGAGGAUCAAUUUGGAUCUAUAAUAAUCCAUCGGUACAAUUCACUUGUCAUGAUGGAAAAUCAAUAAAAAUAUUGAUUAUGUCCUUAAUGGUUGUAAUGGUAUUUAGAAAAGAAUG